Colossoma macropomum (tambaqui) is the source of this 2940-nucleotide messenger RNA. It is a transcript of the gene bco2a, whose product is annotated as beta-carotene oxygenase 2a. Bases 107 to 1831 code for a protein of 574 amino acids. Gene Ontology annotation, biological process: carotene catabolic process; retinal metabolic process. Lineage: Eukaryota; Metazoa; Chordata; Actinopteri; Characiformes; Serrasalmidae. Gene Ontology annotation, cellular component: mitochondrion. Gene Ontology annotation, molecular function: beta-carotene 15,15'-dioxygenase activity; carotenoid dioxygenase activity. The record is from RefSeq and is a predicted model, not a curated record. The transcript has 13 exons.
CGCAUGCACAGUGGCACAAACACCUCAGACACAAAGUCCGACUUGCAUUUACUGUUUUCCUUUCGUCCACCACACAUACAUAUCGGCGUUUUAGCUGCACAAAACCAUGAAAGCACAAACACGCAUCCUCAUUCUCCUCUCUGCCCGAUCUCUCGGCACCUUAUCGUCUUCCACCAUGUCCCGUGUGAAGUCUCAAGCCCCAGUUGGCCACAAUAAGCAAAUGAAUGGCUUCAAAGAGCUGCACGGGCUCCAGUGUAUUGCUCCUUUGGUGCGGACAGUGGAGGAGACUCCAGAGCCUAUCCCUGCCACAAUCAAGGGCACCAUCCCUACCUGGAUCAAGGGAGGUCUACUCCGCAAUGGCCCUGGAAAGUUUGAGUUUGGAAACCAACACUACAACCACUGGUUUGAUGGGAUGGCUUUGAUGCACCGCUUUCAGAUUAUGGAUGGUCAGGUGACCUACAGGAGCCAGUUCCUACGCAGUGACUCCUACAACCAGAACUCUGAGAGGAAUCGCAUUAUGGUGUCUGAGUUUGGCACGCUGGCCUUCCCUGACCCCUGCAAGAACGUGUUCCUGCGCUUCCUGUCCCGCUUCGAGAUGAUGAAGCCUACAGACAAUGCAAGCGUGAGCUUCAUCAAAUACAAGGGCGACUACUAUGUCAGCACAGAGACAAACUUUAUGCAUAAAGUGGACCCGGAGACUCUGGAAACAAAACAGAAGGUGGACUGGAGCAAAUUCAUUGCAGUCAACGGGGCCACUGCCCACCCCCACAUUGACCCAGAUGGUACAGCCUACAACAUGGGCAACUCUUAUGGUAGCAAAGGAGCUUUGUACAACAUUAUCAGUGUGCCUCCAGCCAAAGAAGGCCCAGAUGACACCCUGAAAGGGGCAAAGGUGCUGUGCUCCAUCAUCCCCACUGACAGAACAAGACCCUCCUACUACCACAGCUUCGCCAUGUCAGAGAACUAUGUGGUGUUCAUCGAGCAGCCCAUAAAGAUGGAUCUGUUAAAGAUAGUGACGUGUAAGCUGAGGGGGAAAAACUUAAGCGACGGCAUCUACUGGGACCCCAACCAGGAGACUGUCUUCCACCUUGUCAACAAGCAAACUGGCAUGGUGAGUCCAGUGAAGUAUCACACCAAGCCUCUGUCCACCUUCCACCAGAUUAAUGCUUUUGAGGAGGGCGGCUUGCUCAUGGUGGACAUGUGCUGCUCGGAUGACGGCCAGGCCAUCAACAACUUCCUCAUUCAGAACUUACGCAAGUCUGGAGAGGCACUGGACAAGGUGUAUAACAGCUUGGCCAGGACGUUUCCUCGCCGCUUUGUCCUGCCUCUCAACAUCACUAGCGACACUCCACUAGACCAGAAUCUCAACACACGGCCCAACAGUUCCGCCACCGCUGUCUGCCACAGCAAAGACAAGGUGUUCUGCACGUUUGAGGAUCUCCAUGGUGAUGACCUGCUGGAUUAUGGUGGUUUGGAGUUCCCCCAUAUUCAUUAUAACAGGUUCAACACCAAACCGUAUCGCUACUUCUAUGGCUGCGGCUUCCGCCACCUGGUGGGAGACUCGUUGAUCAAGAUGGACCUGGAUGGUAAAAAGCUCAAGGUGUGGUAUCAGCCAGGACUGUACCCAUCUGAACCUGUGUUUGUGCCCUCACCUGAUGCCAAGGAAGAGGACGAUGGGGUCAUCUUGUCUGUCAUCCUCACACCCACUGAGGAUAAGAGCACGUUCCUCUUGGUUCUGGACGCCAGGACGUUCGAGGAGCUGGGAAGAGCCGAGGUGCCCGUCAACAUUCCAUAUGGCUUCCACGGAACCUUUGACUCCGCAGAGAACUAAGUAGAAGUAGUAUUAUCACCACAAUAAGCCUGCGAUGACCACAUGCUGCCUUGACAGUGGCUACAUUAGCCCAGCACUGGACUGUUUAUUAUGGUUGAAGAUGCUCCUCACUGCUUCAAUACUUCAGAAAACCCAUGCCAAAGAUUUGCACAAUCGGAACACAGCACAGUGGCAGGAAUAAGGGAUCAUCAUGAAGGUCAGGGUGUAAUUCAAACAGACGAGGGAGGAGACGAAGGAGAAGGGAAUGCAAUAUAUUUUAUGUUACUUAUUCAACAUUGUUUUAUAUGAGAUUGUGCCAAAUGCAUCUUGUUUUACUGUGUCACACUGAAACCACUGUUUAAGCACUAAACUUUUUUAACCACUGAGCCUUGAUCAGGAGAAGACACAUUUGUUAAAUAUUCACACAUAACUCAUUAAUACAUUAGCAUUAAUGUAUAUAUUUUUAAAUAAGGAAAUCAUGUUUAACUGCUUUAUUCAUAUAUUUGCCAUUUCUUUCCAUUUUAUAAGCACUGUAUGCCUGAAAAAAUGUUGUCCUCCAGGCUAUGUGCAGUAUUUAGUUAUAUUUAACCAUUAUAAAAUGUUUCUCACUAAAUUUGAUGUCAUACUUUAAAGGCCACUGCACACCACACAUCCAAGUAUUCAUCCCAAAAUUCAAAACCAUUGUUUUUCAAGGAGGUACGCACACCAGCUCUGACACAGCGCAUCAAUGCGCACCGCUGCUUCGUGACUCCAAGCACUGUUCAAUUUCUCAGCACGUCACAGCGCCAUGCAACAUUUUGCCUUUACCAUUUUACAUUAAAGCUCUAUCAAGACUACAGAAAGCCCUAGUAGAUCACAUUUGGCUUGAAAUUUACACAAAGAAUGGCAGUCAAUCUUUUAGACAGACAAAUGCUAAUGGUAAGUUACCUAGCCUAGCAUUUUUCAGUAUCUUUUAGCUCAAAAACAGCCGGUUUGUGCAGAGGUAGUAAACUGAUGCCAAGCGUGAUAAGAGACACUGAACGCUUUACUUCAUUGUAUUUCAUUGUAUUGUAACUGGCUAUUAUUGACACGCCCUGUCAGCUUUCUAUAGCACUCUGCAGCAUGUCCAGUGUGCAGUUGCCUUAAAAAGA